AUGUCUGGUCCUCCAUCACCGUUGAUAGAGGGUUACCUGCGGGACGCGGGUUUUUGGCACGUGGCCACGAUAGGCCGGGGGUGCAAGUUGGACCCGAAACUAAUCAGUACGUUGAUAGAGAGGUGGAGACCCGAGACGCACACUUUCCAUCUUCAAUGCGGAGAGUGUACUAUCACUUUGGAAGACAUGGAGUUACAAUUGGGAUUGCCGGUGGAUGGGUACGCAGUCACUGGGUCUACUUAUUCUGCUGAUUGGGGCGCCGUAUGUUACGAGCUUUUGGUUGCUAUUCCGAACAAUAUCAACGGAGGUCGGAUUGAGAUGGGUUGGUUACAAGACACAUUUCCGGAGCCAGAUAAUAAUUCGACUGAACUAGAAAGAAUACGAUAUGCUCGGCCAUACAUUCUUGAGAUGAUCGGAGGUUAUCUAAUGCCGGACUUGUCACGAAAUCGCGUACAUCUGAUAUGGCUGCUGAAACUCGUUAAUUUUAGAGUAGCUGGUGAACUUAGUUGGGGAUCUUCCGUGUUAGGAACAUUGUACAGGAAGAUGUGCGGGGCGACGCGACCGAACAAAGCCAAAAUAAGAGAUUGCCUAUCACUACCGCAAUCAUGGGCACAGUUUCGCUUUCCAUUUUUACGUCCUUGA
Messenger RNA from Gossypium arboreum, 642 nucleotides. RefSeq names its product protein MAINTENANCE OF MERISTEMS-like. NCBI's taxonomy places the organism in Eukaryota, Viridiplantae, Streptophyta, Magnoliopsida, Malvales, Malvaceae. The transcript has a single exon. Gene Ontology annotation, biological process: meristem development; meristem maintenance. The record is from RefSeq and is a predicted model, not a curated record. Bases 1 to 642 code for a protein of 213 amino acids.